CAAAAUAUUUUCAGUGAGUGCGUUUCAAGUUCACUAAUUGCUUGUAAUUAUCUAAUUUAUAAGCUAUUAGGGCGGUAUUUAGUGACUCCAAUCAGUUGCACAUCUCCUGGCCAGUGUGAGGACGAUGGAAAAUCACUGAGAAGCGUGCUGAGAAGGCAUUUUAUCCAGGCGGUUUACUUGAUGCCAAAAACCUCUUGUUGCAUUUUCUCAUAAUUGCUGUAGUUCUGGUGGAAAAACUGCGUUGAUCGAAAUAUUCGGCGAAAUGGCAACGGAAUUCGAGGGAAUUCCGAGUGAUUUGGCCGACGGCGCCUCAAAAGACGGUCCAGAAGCACAGAAAAAAGAUGAAGAGAAUGGAUCUGAGAUAGUACUUCACAUUCCUAUCAAGUCUCACGAAAGUGGAAGCGAAAAUGAUCGGCACUUUCCGGAUAUCUCUGAGCAGAUCAAUCCCAUGUCGCCGCUGAAGGCGGUGCAAAUGUCUGGAGAGCAUGAAACUCUCCUGAGUGACGACGAGACGCCCAAGAUUCUGACGGAACUGGAGCCGGUGAAGAAGAAGCAGGAAUCCGCUGAGAUAGACGAGCAGCAGGAAAAUAGCGAAGAGAAGGAAGAUGUGGAGGCACAGGAAGAUCCUGAGUCGAUUGCCAGGAAGCAAUUGGAGACCCUAAACACUCUACAUCGUCGAAAGGGGCGUCCCAAGGCGGACGAGCCACGGGCGAUUGACGUCCUAAAGGCUAACGCCUCGAAGAAGAUCCAAAUCCUGGAGAAUCGUGUUUUGCCCUCAGCUGAUGACUUGAUUUCGGGCCUAAGGAACAUCAACAGGCAAUCACGAUCGUUGCACAGCAACAUUCUGACCAGAGAGGAGCUCACAAGGGAGAUCAUCCAGAAGUGCCGCAAGUCUUCGACAUCUAUCGAGAAAGUGUCGCAGAAGAGCGUGCCGAAGCGUCGAGAGGAGUUCUCUGGGACCAUUGAAAUCCCCCAGGAGUUGAUUCUCAGCGCCGAAGACACAACGCCGCUGCUCGUGCAGGAGAGCGAGAGCCUCGAGGGAGAGGAUUUGCUGGCCAUUCUCGAGGGAGACGAUGAAGAUGGCCAGUCGACCAGCAUUUACGAAGUGCAGUCGCAAGUUCCCGCCAAGAGUGACGAUAAUAUGCGCGUGGAGGAGUUCACUAUCUCUCUGAUCACGGAUCCGGCCAAGAAGAAGGAGAUGGACAAGGAGCGCGAGGUGGAAAUCGCCAUGAAGCAGAUCAUGAGCUUGCCUGUGAAGCCCAAAGGGCGCCGACCAAGGAAAACCGAGAGCAAUAAUUCUGUGAAGCAGGAAGAGGAGAAGCCCAGAGUUUCAGCGUCUGAUCUUGUGAGUUCUCUCGUUUCGGAUUGGAGUGACAAUGAGGAUAAGGCCGACGAACUAAUGGUGAGUUCAGUGCAAGGUGAGACUCCUGAGACAACUGUGGAGGUUGUCGUGAGUUCUGCGCAGUCUAGUGCGCCUCCAGUGCCACUGAAGAGUUCCAGAAUCAUCAAGAAGAAGGUGAUCUGGGAUCCAGAUGCGCCAGAGACGCAAUUCUCCUACGCCAGCAAGGUGCAAAGCAAGCGUCAACAGCCCAAAGUGCUGGUAGUGGAGGAAAGAUCAUCAGUGCUGCCCACGAAGAACGUCAAGAGAUCGCCAGAGGUGCAGCCGAGGGCGUCCGGAGGCAAGAAGCGGAAGCUGACGGAGAUAGACAAGCUCCUGGGCGACGAGGGAGCUGUGAAUAUGAUCUACUCACUGGAGCGGGAGAAUAACAAUCAGGACGUGCCUGAGAUUGUGACGAAGCCGGACAAGAAUCAAAUGGUGUCCAAGUACAAGGAGAAGAACGCUCUGGUAGAGCGCGCCAGAGCGGUGAAGAAGGUGGUGAUCAAGCAGAUGGAUUCGGGCACGCCACGUGGACGGCCGAAACGAGAGGCGACGUCUGUCCAGGUUUCUCCACCCACGCCGGCCAAGAAGACGCCGACGAAGAAGCGCACUUCGGCCAGAGAUUCGAGCUCAGCGUCGGAGUCUUGGGAUUACAUCUACUCGACGCCUCAGGGCGAUGACUCAAUGAUCAUCCGACGGCGCUCCAACAGCUCCUACUCGGGCAGCACGACCAGCCCGCGCAGGUUGAGUAUAGAUCAGCACAACUUUGAGUUCGCGAAGCCCGUGGACAAGAAGACGCCGAAGAUGGAUCCCAACGCUGCCCAGAAUCUCGUGGCGGAACUUAAAGGGAAGCUGAAUCAGGCCAUCAGUCGCGGCGUGACCAUCCGAAAUGCUGAGGUAAGACUCAAUCCCGUGGUGAAGAUCGUGAAGGAUGUUUCGGUGAAGCUGCGCGCGAGCGAGAGGAAACUGGGCAAUGUGGAGUUUAAGGAGCUCACGAUCAGGCGCUACGAUAACUUCGUCCAGGUGAUCUUCUCGUCGACUUUCGGGACGCUGAAGAAUGUCCUGACAAUUGGGCUUCUGAGGGAAGUCAAGACUGCCUUAAAUAUCUUGAAAGAAGACUCCAAAACCAAAUUGGUCCUCGUGACGUCUUCCGGUAACAAUUUCUGCCAAGGAAUCGACUUCUCAAGCCUCAUUCAAUCGAGUGCCGACAAGAGGAAAUCAGCCGCUCAGCAAUUGUCAACAGCCCUGAUGGAAUUCCUUGACGCUCUGUCGAUAUUCCCAAAGCCCCUCCUGGCGGGAGUUCAUGGCACUGCGAGCGAUUUGGGAGUGACAAUGCUGCCGCUGUUUGACGUCGUUCUCUCGAGCGAGGCGGCGACUUUCAGGACGAACUAUGCCAAAAUCGGGCAGAUUCCCGAGGCAAAUGCCGCACUUAAUCUGUCUGGGAAAGUUUCAGCCAAAGGGAUCACUCUUCUGCUUUUCCUCUGCGAGACGUUGUCGGCAAGACAAGCGUGUGACUUCGGCUUGGUGACAAAGACUCUGUGGCCGGACAACUUCCAGGAUCUCCUGAUGGAAAAUGCCAAGACUGUGUCGUCCUAUUCUCUGCAGGCACUGGAGGCUAUCAAGGCGGAAUCGAGACGAAAUUUGGCGGCAAAUAUCAGUGAAGCGCUCGCGGAGGAGCACAAAAUCCUCAUCCAACAUUGGAUCAGUACUGAAUGUCAGGAGAAAUUCAAGAAGUUUCUCAAUAAUGAGGAAUGGUAAAUGGUUAAGACUCGGUAAUUUUUCUUCUUAAUU
This is a messenger RNA of Phlebotomus argentipes, 3169 nucleotides long. It is a transcript of the gene HIPP1, whose product is annotated as chromodomain Y-like protein. NCBI's taxonomy places the organism in Eukaryota, Metazoa, Arthropoda, Insecta, Diptera, Psychodidae. The transcript has 6 exons. Bases 263 to 3136 code for a protein of 957 amino acids. The record is from RefSeq and is a predicted model, not a curated record.